Perognathus longimembris pacificus (Pacific pocket mouse) is the source of this 3341-nucleotide messenger RNA. It is a transcript of the gene Ufl1, whose product is annotated as UFM1 specific ligase 1. Gene Ontology annotation, molecular function: UFM1 ligase activity. Gene Ontology annotation, biological process: protein K69-linked ufmylation; regulation of proteasomal ubiquitin-dependent protein catabolic process; response to endoplasmic reticulum stress. Bases 72 to 2453 code for a protein of 793 amino acids. The record is from RefSeq and is a predicted model, not a curated record. The transcript has 19 exons. Lineage: Eukaryota; Metazoa; Chordata; Mammalia; Rodentia; Heteromyidae. Gene Ontology annotation, cellular component: endoplasmic reticulum membrane.
UGUCCCUCCGCGCUGCCCGUCGCCGGCUCGCCUCUCGGAGCCGGAGCUGACGUGUAGCUGUCCCAGCGGCGAUGGCGGACGCUUGGGAAGAGAUCCGGCGGUUGGCGGCUGACUUCCAGCGGGCGCAGUUCGCCGAAGCCACGCAGAGGUUGUCAGAGCGGAACUGCAUUGAGAUUGUGACUAAGUUAAUUGCUCAGAAACAACUAGAAGUAGUUCACACACUUGAUGGAAAGGAAUAUGUCACUCCAGCCCAAAUUAUUAAAGAGAUGAGAGAUGAACUACAUGUCCGAGGUGGUCGAGUAAAUAUUGUUGAUCUACAACAGGUUAUUAAUGUGGAUUUGACUCAUAUUGAAAAUAGAAUUGGUGACAUUAUUAAAUCAGAAAAGCAUGUCCAGCUAGUACUGGGACAACUGAUAGAUGAAAACUAUUUGGAUCGAUUAGCAGAAGAAGUAAAUGAUAAGCUGCAAGAAAGUGGUCAAGUAACCAUAUCAGAAUUAUGUAAAACUUAUGACCUUCCUGGAAAUUUCCUGACACAGGCAUUAACUCAGCGACUUGGCAAAAUUAUCAAUGGGCAUAUUGAUCUUGAUAACAGAGGAGUAAUCUUUACUGAAGCCUUUGUAUCUCGCCAUAAAGCACGCAUCCGAGGACUGUUCAGUGCUAUUACCCGGCCCACAGCAGUGAAUUCCUUGAUUUCAAAGUACGGAUUUCAAGAGCAGCUUCUUUACUCUGUGCUCGAAGAGCUUGUUACUAGUGGUCGAUUACGAGGCACUGUGAUUGGUGGGAGACAAGACAAAGCUGUGUUUGUGCCUGACAUCUAUUCCAGAACACAGAGUACUUGGGUGGAUUCUUUCUUCAGGCAGAAUGGAUAUUUAGAAUUUGAUGCUCUGUCCAGACUUGGAAUCCCAGAUGCUGUUAGCUACAUAAAAAAAAGAUAUAAGACUACACAGCUCCUGUUUUUGAAGACAGCUUGUGUUGGUCAAGGUCUUGUGGAUCAGGUGGAAGCAUCAGUGGAGGAAGCCAUCAGCUCUGGAACCUGGGUUGACAUUUCACCCCUGCUUCCCAGUUCUAUAUCAAUUGAAGAUGCUUCCAUGUUGCUUCAGCAGGUGAUGAGACUGUUCAGCAAACAGGCUUCAGCUACAGUCUUUAGUGACACCGUUGUAGUCAGUGAAAAGUUUAUAACUGACUGCAUAGAUCAGUUCAGUGAACUAAUGCACCAGAAAGCUGAAAAGGAAAUGAAAAAUAAUCCUGUGAAUUUAAUCACUGAAGAAGAUCUGAAACAAUUCUCCAUUUUAGAAAAUGUUAAUGCAAAUAAGAAGGAUAAAAAGGAUGAGCGCAGGAAGAGAGCAACAGAGGGUAGUGGCAGUGUGAGAGGAAGCAGUGGGAGCAAUGCCCGCGAAUACAAAACUAAAAAAAGCAAGAAGAAAGGAAGAAAAGAUGAUGACAGUGAUGAUGAAUCUCAGUCAUCUCACACAGGAAAGAAGAAGCCAGACAUUUCUUUUCUGUGCCAGGAUGAGAUUGAAGAUCAUUUGAUAAAACAUGUACAAGAUGCAUCUGAGGAGUUUAUUUCUGAACUUGCUGAAUACUUAGUAAGACCUCUUAAUAAAGCAUAUCUCGAAGUGGUACGUUCAGUGUUCAUGUCUUCAACUUCUGCUUCUGGAGCUGGCAGAAAACGCACCAUCAAAGACCUACAAGAAGAGGUUUCAAACCUAUACAAUAAUAUUAGGUUGUUUGAAAAAGGGAUGAAGUAUUUUGCAGAUGACACUCAAUCUGCUCUUUCCAAGCACUUGCUGAAGACAGUGUGUACUGACAUCACGAACCUCAUUUUCAACUUCUUAGCUUCAGAUUUGAUGAUGGCGGUAGAUGACCCUGCAACCAUUACAAGUGAAGUAAGGAAAAAAAUUUUAAGUAAAUUGUCAGAAGAAACCAAAGUAGCUCUCACAAAACUCCACAAUUCUCUUAAUGAAAAAAGCAUAGAAGACUUUCUGUCUUGUCUGGAUUCUGCAGCAGAAGCUUGUGAUAUUAUGGUAAAAAAAGGAGACAAGAAAAGAGAACGACAAAUACUAUUCCAGCAUCGACAAGCACUGGCUGAACAACUGAAAGUCACGGAAGACCCCGCUCUUAUUUUGCACCUCACAUCAGUCCUGUUAUUUCAGUUCUCAACCCACAGCAUGCUCCAUGCACCUGGAAGAUGUGUUCCACAGAUCAUAGCUUUUCUUAAUCAUAGAAUUCCAGAGGACCAGCAUACUCUUUUGGUAAAGUAUCAAGGUUUGGUUGUGAAGCAGUUAAUCAGUCAAAAUAAGAAGACUGGGCAGGGAGAUGAUCCCUCCAAUGAUGAGUUAGACAAAGAACAGCAGGAUGUCACCAAUACUACUCGUAAAGAGCUUCAAGAACUUUCUCUAUGCAUUAAAGACCUUGCUCUGAAAUCCAGGAAAUCAUCUGUGACAGAAGAGUAGUGACCCUCCAUGUGUUAUUUAGUGGGCAUUUUCCUCCCAUAGUUAAAAGUUGAGUGAUCACAAACAAUAGACAUGGUCUCUACUCCCCUGUCAGCCCUUCUCUAUGCAGAAUUCAAAUAAAAUAAUGGUGGUGUCUUAAAUGUCAACCUUACGAAGAUGUGAAUUUUUAUAAAUUGGAUUCUCUCUGAAAGUUUUUCUCUUCUCAUAAAUUCAGUCUGUAAUAUUUUUUCAUACGGAAUUAUUUUUGCUUAGUUCCAAAAGAUAUCGUAUAUUUCAGGCUUGUUUUCUUCGAUACUAAGUAAAGAAUAAAAUGUGUGUAUUUUUCAUCUCUAGGAAAAAUCUUUCUCAUCUGCUAUUUGAUUUUAAAUAACAUUCCUAUACUUGCAUACAUUUAUGGAGAAACAAUGUAGUCAUGUUUUUUAAAAAAAGAAAACUGCUUUUUUGUGUCAGACAAAACUGAAUUAUGAACUUUUAAAGUAAUAGAGAAUGCUUUGAAUAAACGCUAAAAAGAUAUUCAUUUUUAUUAUGAAGCCUUGGCUUUUUUUUUUUGCAGAUAGAUGGGCUUCCCCGUGCAACUUUUCAAGGGCCGCUGGGGUGCUUUCACAUAUGAAAACACCAGAAGGGCCCCUACCCUGUCCACUCUUGGAAACAAGCUGCUAACCACAGUGACAGGAAAGACAAAAUUACUGCUAACAGGUGUAAGUCACACCUUACAUUGCACUACAGACUACAGAUGCACUGCAUAGUUUCUAGUAACCCAGUUUGCAUUUCUAAAGUCAUGUCAGUAGCUACUCUGACAUCUAAUACGUUAUAAGAACCUGUAGGACAGUUAGGUUGCUUUUCCCAGUGAUAACCUAUAAAUGCAUUUUAAUCAUAAGAACCUUUUUU